AUGCCUGCAAAUGUGGAAGCAGCUGUCUUUGCAGUGCCCUUGCCCACUAAGCCUGCAUCUGCAACAAGCAUGGGGUCACUGUUUCUUUCUGUGGGGUCAUAUGUCUUCAGGGAAUGUUAUACCAUCAGUGCACCUCAUUCUGUGGCCGGACCUGUGCUUCUCUUACAUCUGGAGAAGUCUGCAGUGAUGAUGAAUGUGUUGAGGGAUGCAACUGCCCUGAAGGAAAAUAAUUUGAUGAAAUGUGACCUUUCUGCUUGCCCAAAAUCUUUAGCACCAAACUGCAGUGAGGAUCAGAUCCUAGUGGAGGCAAGGCAAGAGGACCCAUGCUGUUUCACUUAUAUUUGUGUCUGGAAUAUCCCAUUGGCUAAGGAUUGCAUUGGGUCCCUAAAAGCCACCACCAUUAUGAAUGGGGGCACUAUAGAGACCUACAAUGAUGGCUGCUGCAAGAUAUAUUCCAAGAAAGAAAAAAAUUGUCAGAAGGUGGUAAUUAGAACCACAAUAAGGAAAAGUGACUGUUUUAGCGAAAGCCCGGUAACUGUUGCUUCCUGUGUUGGGAAGUGUCCAUCAGCUACAAUUUUCAAUGUCAACCUUGAUAGCCAUAUAAGAUUCUGUAAGUGUUGCCGGGAAAAUGGAGUACAGAAUCUGACUGUGCCACUAUACUGCUCAGGAAAUGGUUUUAGUGACCCCUUUAAGAAACACCAGAGGGUUAACCAGCCAGAGGUGGGCAUGACAACCAAGGGGUGUUUUAAGGCAGUGAACAGCAGCUGUGUGAAGAGCUUAAUCGAAUCUAGCUGGAAGCAGUGGGCCCCAGCCCAGACCCGAUUCCCACUGGAGCUCCCACAGGCCGCUGAUCUCCCUCCCUCGAUGCGCUGGAGGCAGCUGGUAACUGGCAAGAGACGUGGAGUGGUAUAUGCAGUUUCCCUGAUGGCUGAAAAAUGCUUUGUAAGACAUGAGACUAAAGUAGUCAGGAAAACAGAAUCUGGUGGUCAUACUUUAGAGUGUGAUCAAACAAUUGCAGGCACCAGAGCAGUUGUUAUUGAAUGGAAUGCAUUUCCUGAAGAUCAAACUCCUGAUUUUUAUUCUGUGAUCUAUAAGAAGAAGAAUGCUACUUUUAAACAAAACAUGCCUAAAGCAUCAGGGAAUCAACAAAUUUACAAUUCACACAGAUCACUAUUGCACCUAGAGGAGAAUCUUUCUUACAAGAUCACCAUUGAGUCUAUAAAGAAUGGCAAUGUUUUAACUGCUAGAUCAUGUCUGAUAAAUGUAAUCAGUGUUUCCGAUAUCAAGUUAAAGAUGACAAGCACAUCAGUGGUGUUCAACUGGAGUAAUCUUAAUAGUGACAUUUCAGUUAGUAUUAUAUUAAACAGCACCACUCGUGAAAUGUCAGUAGAAGACAAAUCUUAUGAAUGGGAAAAUCUGAAACCCGGGACCAUACUGAACCCAUCAGAUUGGGUUCAGUAUUCAGCCGAAUCUUUCACAAAGAAUCCAAAAUAUUUAGCACAAAGUACCAAAGAGAAGUUUGAAGAGAAGCUGUUACAGAAGAUAUUGUUGGUUGAAGGGGAACUGUUGUGGACAGAUGACUCGCCUUAUAACCUAGAUGGUGUUUCAUUGAUGUCAACUUUACCUGAAAAUGAGACAGACUGCUAUACAUUACAGCAAAAUGCAACCGGACCAAAUUAUUUUUACACUUCCUUUUUCUGUCAGCUGGACUUGCCAUAUCUUUGUGAAUAUGAGUAUCCACCAGUUCCAGACAAUUUUUCGUUUUCUGUAGAAAUUGCAAUGGAAGAUGAAGUUAUAUUUCAGUGGACCGUUAGUCCACCACAACAUGUUUGGACUGAACCUGCAGAAGUAGGAGAGGAACAUGUCAUUCUCCACUGGGAACCACCGCAAGAAAUCAAGCCAAAACCUGCCAUAUUUGUGGUGCCACUUGAACAGCACACUCAUGCUGUGACUUUAUAUGCUCACAUGCCUAAUGUGGGAAUAUUUGAUGAAGUAUUUAUUAUAAUCAAGAAUGGAGUCAACCAAAAUAUUUCAUUUCCAUUAAACCCUGCUGGCCAAUAUGAAAUUAAUGACCUUUUUCCAGGGACUGAGUAUGAAUUCAGCAUUUAUACUAAAAGUGAUGGCAUGCAGAGCACACCAUAUGAAACUAGAGUAAAAACAUGCCUUACAAGUCCAUUUAAUCUACGUGAAGGCAUGGUCAAUGAAACUUCUAUUCAAGUUGUUUGGGACAAAGCAGAGGGGAAUUUCCAGCAAUAUGAAAUUAUAUGUAAGAGCAGUUCAAAUAAUUCUAUGGUGCAAAAGGUAACUGAGGAGAAAGCCUUCUUUUAUAAUUUAAUCCCUGGCACAGUUUAUAUAUUUGUAUUACGCACAGAAAAGGAGCAGUUCAGGGACAGCAUACCUCUUACAAUGGAAAUUCAGACAGUGCCAGCUCCCCCAGAAUACCUUAAUUAUACCAAAGAUUCAGAGUCAUUAUGUUUCAACUGGCUAAGGGCAUUAGGCCAGCUUGAUGGCUAUUUAAUUUCCAUGACUUCUGAAGACUUCAACAGAACUGAAGUAUUGCCUCCUACUCAAAGCCAUUAUACUGUUAAUGGACUUUUACCUGGAACUGAAUAUCUAAUAAGUAUAGUCACCACUUGUGGGUUCAAGAAGAGCUCCCCUACAAAUAUACAUUUUACCACAGAUCCUGACCCACCAUCAGCUUUGCAAGUAUUGAGCCAAGAAGAAAAUUCUGUUUGCUUUUCAUGGAAACUUCCAAAGGGGAGAUAUCAACACUUUGAGCUUACCGUUCACCCAGCAAACAGCAGCACCCUCUCCAAGAUAACUACUGAUGCAAAUGAAUUAAAAGUGAAAAACCUUUCACCCGGUGUAGAAUACAGAUUUCAACUCAGAACAAUUAAUGGGAAAGUGGCCAGUGUGCCUUUAGAAAAAGUAGUUAGUACAAGACCAGCUGGAAUUUGUGGCCUUACUAUAAAAUCUGCAAAUACUUCUUCAGCAACCUUAACUUGGGAUCACAGUGAAAGCAAAUUUACACACUACAGAAUAAUACUAUCGAACCAAACAUUUUCAAGAGAAUAUAAUGUAUCCAAUCAAAUCACAGAUUAUACUUUCUCAAAUUUAACCCCAGGUGCCAUUUAUCAUUUUAAAGUUCAGAGAAUGAAAGUAACUGUUGAAGGUGUUCUCACAAAUAUUAAACUGGUCACAGAGCCUGAGCAGCCACAAGAACUGAGAACCUUCAAUAUUUCAUCACAGUCCUUUUCACUAUCCUGGAAGCAACCAUCAGGGUGGGUGGAAACAUAUCAAGUGGAUCUUUUUCCUCCACAUGGCUUUGUUACUGUCAGAGAUCUCGGAGGAGGGGAGUAUCAGGCAGAUGUAUCCAGCCUUGCUCCUGGUACAGCCUUCACUGUCACAGUUUCUUCUGUGUCCUCUUCAGCCUUUAGUUCACCUGUCAGCAGAUCGGUGGUUACCAAUGAGACCAUUCCCGGACCUCCAAUAUCUUUAGCUGGAGAAAGAGUUGGCUCUGCAGGAAUUCUCCUUUCCUGGAAUGUACCACGAAACCCAAAUGGGAAGAUCCUAGCGUACUAUGUCAUUUUCAGAGAAGUUUGUCCAUGGAUACAGUCCACUUAUAUCGAAGCAGCAACAAAACCUGACAGUCUGGAAGUUCUUUUGACAAGCUUGACCCCUGGAACAACAUAUGAAAUAAAGGUGGCUGCAGAAAACAGUGCUGGCAAUGGAUCAUUCAGUGAAUCUUUUCUAUUUCAGACUGCAGAAAGUGCUGCAGGAAAGGUUGUGAACUUGACAGUUGAAGCAUUAAAUUCUUCAGCAGUAAAUCUUACUUGGUUUUUACCAAGGCAACCACAUGGAAAAAUAACCAGCUUCAAAAUAAGUGUAAAACAUGCAAGAAGUGGAAUAAUAGUAAAAGAUACCACUGUGAAGGUGGAAGACAUUUUGAAUGGAGCAUUACCAGAAUGCAAUGACAACAGAGAAUCUUUUCUGUGGAGCACAACAAGCCCUUCAUCAACUCGAGGUCAGUCCACAACCACUUCUCCAUUUGUAUCAAGAACUGCCACCUCUCCAUCAUUCAGUUCUAUCUGGAAUGAACCUAUCACCAUCAUUGUGGGCCAGCUGAGACCAUACACAACCUACUUGUUUGAAGUUUCAGCAGUCACAAGUGAACCUGGAUACAUUGAUAGCACCAUUGUUAGGACUCCAGAAUCAGUCCCAGAAGAUCCACCACAGAAUCUAGUCUUGGGAAACAUCACAACACGCUCUUUCUCGGUGAUUUGGGAUGCACCAACCAUUGUGACAGGAAAAUUUAGCUACCGAGUUGAGCUGUAUGGUCCAGCAGGUCACAUCCUGGAGAACAGCACAAAAGAUCUCAAGUUUCCAUUUACCAACCUUACACCAUUCACCACCUAUAAUGCAUAUAUCAGCGGGGAAACCAGCGCAGGUGUUGGGCCAAGAGCCAACAUAUCGGUUUUCACCCCAGCAGAAGUACCUAGUACAGUUUCUGAUUUAAACGCAACAGAGAUUGAAAACAAUUCUAUAAAAGUAUGGUGGAAAAAACCUCAGCAACCAAAUGGCAACAUCACCCAAUACAGAGUUAAGACUUCAAUAAACAAUUCAGGAGUGGUCAUUGAAAAUGUUAUCCUGAAAGGAAAAAAACAGUACAAUUUGACCAAUCCCACAAGUUAUAUCUCUCAAACUCCUCUUUCUGUCAAAGAAGCUUUAAAUGGAGUUUAUGAAGGUUCAGCAGAGUUUUCUACCACAACACAGUCGAUGUCUUCAGUGAUAUUUCAUACAAAUACAAAUGAUAACUCAGUUAUUGAGACUAAACUUGAUGGCAUUGACAUUGAUGAUGAACCAUUAUUUCACAUUAUUGAGACGCUUACUCCCUACACUGAAUAUUUAAUUAGUGUUACUGCUUUUACCACUGUUGGUGAGGGCCCCCCGGCUCAUAAGGUGGUGAGGACGGGUGAACAAGUUCCCAGCUCAGUGGAGAACAUUAUGUAUGAGAAUAUUAAUUCAACAACUGUAAAGCUCUCUUGGGAUCCUCCAUUGAAACCAAACGGAAUGAUCACCAAUUAUACUGUUUAUGUAAUGGAAGUGAAUUCAACCAAAGCUUUGGCGAAAACAACUACGGAUAAGGAAAUCCUUAUUACAGAUUUGAAAAUAUUCACAGAAUACAAAAUGCGUAUAACUGCUUCUACGUCAGCAGGGGAAAGUAUUUCAUCAGAACAAAUGGAUAUUUUUAUCAAAACUCUUGAAGAUGUGCCAGGAUCUCCACCCCAAAACUUACGUUUAUUAGGUGUCAAUUCAACUGCAAUUACUUUGGCAUGGUCUCCACCUUUAGAACCUAAUGGAAUUAUUACUCACUAUGAAGUAAUUUACACAAAUUCUACAGACUUCUUUACCCAAAAUACAACAUCGACAAGUUUAUCUUUGACUAAUUUAUAUCCAUAUACAUUAUAUAAUAUUUCAGUUCAAUCUUAUACCAGAUUUGGACAUGGAAAUAAAACAACUGAUGUGCUGCCUGUAAGGACUUCAGAAACUGUUCCUGACAGUGCACCAGAGGAUAUCAAAUACACAAAUAUAUCCUCUACAGAAAUAGAAGUUUCAUUUUCCCCUCCCUUAAUACCAAAUGGAAACAUAAUGUACUAUACAAUAUACAUAACAUGGAAAAAUGAGACAAUGGAGAGGGCCGUCAAUACAACAAACAUUACAGAAAAAAUUUCAGGCCUAAAGAAAUACACAUCUUAUUUUCUGUCUGUGUCUGCAAGUACUAUUAAAGGGGAAGGCAUUCGCAGUGCACCUCAAAUCAUUACUACAGAUGAAGAUGCUCCAUCAUCUCCUCCUCGAUCCCUUGCUUUUGAACAGCUAUCCGGUAUAACUAUGAAAUUAUCAUGGGAACCACCUCUCAUGCCAAAUGGAAUCAUACUAAACUAUACAGUUUAUAUUUGGAAUGAAUUCUCAAACAAAACAGUAACUGUGGAGAAGACUUUUGUAGAGCUGGAACACUUGGAAACCAAUAAUGAAUAUAAUGCAUUUGUAACAACAAAUACCCGAUUUGGGGAUGGAAACAUAAAAAGUGUUAUUAUUCAAUUUAGGACAUCAGAGGGAGCUCCAAGUGACCCUCCAAGAAAUAUUGCAUACAAGAAUAUUACUUCUGAUUCAAUAAUGGUUUACUGGACACCACCUUCCAAGCCUAAUGGAAUUAUCCAAUACUAUAUAGUGUACUACAGAAAUAUCACCGGCAACUACUUUAAAAACAUUACUUCGGAGGAAAUUAAUGCCUCUGCUGAUCUGCAGUGGACGAUUGUUGGUGGUUUGGCUAAAUUUAGCAGCUACAACCUUUGGAUUACUGCUAGCACGUCAUUUGGUGAUGGCAAUCAAACAAGUGAAAAGAUUGAUGUUAAGACCGAUGAGGAUGUUCCAGAAUAUGGUCCAGUUAUAGGGGGCUGCAUUAACCAAACAGCUGCAUCAUGCUUGUUAACAUGGGAUCCUCCAUUGAAGCCAAAUGGCAUUAUAACUAAUUAUUCUUUGGAACUUUAUGGACCGCAGGGAAACCAUACAUUGUCUACAUAUGAUACUUUCAUCAUUUUGGCAGAUUUAACACCUUAUACCCAAUUUAUUGUGUCCAUUGCUGCAGCGACUAUAAAGGGAAUCGGCCCUUCUAAUCAGUUUACCUUUCAGACUGAUGAAGCAGAACCUUCAAUGCCUCCACAGAACUUGACUUUUAUCAAUGCCAGUCAUAGUACUGCAUCGUUACAUUGGAGCCCAAGCCCAAAGCCUAAUGGCAUUGUGCUUGCAUACAGUUUCCGAAUUGUGGAAAAUGGCAGUCAAUUCGAGUUUUUUCAGAACAUAACAGAAAAGCAAACCGAAGGACAACUCACUGCUCUGGAACCUUAUAAGACAUAUUUUGUCAGUGUUUCAGCUUUCACAAAAAUUGGUAAUGGGAAUCAGUUUAGCAACAAUGUCAGUUUCACAACAAAGGAAUCUGUUCCAGGAAUUGUCCAGAACAUCAAAUGCAUUGCUACUAGUUAUCAGUCAGUUCUGAUUCAUUGGGAACCCCCUUUACAGCCAAAUGGAAUGAUCAGUCAUUAUUACAUAGCAUCUAAUGAUAACACCACAAUAGUUCCAUCUAAAGACCAGGUGUACACUUUUAGAGAAUUGCUCUCCAAUACAACAUACUCUUUUAAAAUCUAUGCUGUUAAUGCUGCUGGUAAAGGACAAGAACAGGAAUGCAAUGCUACUACAAAAUCUGAAGAAGUGCCUAGUGCUCCAAGAAGUGUUACUUUUCUCAAUGUUGAGUCUGGAAGUGUUGCUUUAAGAUGGAAUAGACCAACAAAUGUUAAUGGAUAUUUAAUGAACUACAAAAUUACAGUCCAGCUUCUUGCUUGUGAAUGCAAUAACUGGGAUGCCAAUAAUUGCAUUGAGAUGGUUCUGGAUUUCUAUUCAUUUGAAGAUGAGCUUGUUCUUGAAAAGACAAUAUAUGGAUUGAAAACAUACAGAUGGUAUAGACUUGAAAUAAGUGCUAGCACGAAUGCUGGAUAUGGUGUUCCUUCUCCAUGGAUUCAUACUCAGACAUUACCUGGUCCUGCAGAUGGACCACCACAAAACAUAACAGUAACAGCAACAUCACAGAGCCUAAAAAUCAGCUGGAAAGAUCCUUUAGUCAUCACUGGGCCUACUUCAUUUAUGAUCAAUGUAUCCUCGGAUAACAGCGAAGAAUACAGUAAAGUUUUCAUAAAACUGAGUAAUGAAAGUAAAAACUUGGAAGUGACUGGUCUGAAGCCAUUUACCAAUUAUUCUGUAGUAGUUACAGCCUUCACUGGACCCUCUUAUUUAGCAUACACUGAAGGGAAAUCAAGUAGUGUGGUGAUUGUCACAACUCUUGAAGCAGUGCCAACUGACCCCCCUACAAACAUAGAAAUCCAGAAGAUUUCCAAUGAUGUUACAAAGGUUCAGAUGACAUUCAUUCCACCCUCUGAACCCAAUGGGAAGAUUCAGUACCAAGCAGUAGUUUAUAAGGAAGAUAAUCCUAAAGACAGUCAGAUUCGGAAUCUAACUAUUGUAAAAAACAAUAAUAAUUCUAUAACAGCAGUAAUAGACGGCCUUAAAGGAGGAUACACCUACAGUAUACGUAUAUAUGCAGUAAAUGGGGCUGGAGCAGGACCUAAUGCUACACAGAUGAGAAUCACUACCGAUAUUACAAAACCACCCCAGCCUGAAAUGAAGCCAGUGCCUAUGCUUAACCCCAGUGGAAGUAUUAUUGCAACUGCAACUACUUUUACCAUUAAGAUGCCCAUAUGUUUCUUUAGUGAUGAUAAUGGGCCAAUAAAAUACAUCCAGAUUGUUGUUUCAGAGGUAGGAGCACAAGAUGAUGGGAAUAUCAGCAGGUGGCAUGAAGCCUAUCACAAGAAACCAAAGCCAUAUUUUACAAGUGAUGGUUUUUCAAACCCAUCGUGCCCCAACAUUCGAACAUCUGAUGAGUAUGUCAUUGGAGUUGAUCAUUCCUGUAAAACCAUGGACAUUAAAGAUAAAUUCUGCAAUGGACCGUUAAAGCCAAGAAAACAAUACUUGUUUAAAUUUCGAGCAACCAAUAUAAAAGGCCAGUAUACAGAUUCUAAGUAUUCACAUGUGGUCAAAACAUUAGAUGAUGGACUAUCACAAACACAGGUUGAAAUAAUCUUGUCUGUUACUCUAUGUGUGCUUUCUGUUAUUCUGCUUGUGGGAGCCAUAUAUGCCUUUGCAAGGAUUAGACAGAAGCAGAAGGAAGGUGGUACCUACUCUCCAAGGGAUGCAGAAAUAAUUGAUACUAAAUUCAAGCUUGAACAGUUGAUCACAGUGGCAGACUUGGAACUAAAGGAUGAGAGAUUAACACGGCCCGUAAGUAAGAAAGGUUUCUUACAACAUGUCGAAGAGCUCUGCACAAAUAACAACCUAAAGUUUCAUGAAGAAUUUUCGGAACUACCAAAAUUCCUUGAAGACCUUGCUGUAUCGGAUGCUGAUCUACCCUGGAACAGGUCAAAGAAUCGAUUCACAAAUAUAAAGCCAUAUAACAAAAACCGGGUAAAGCUUAUAGCGGAUGCUGGUGUACCUGGAUCAGAUUACAUCAAUGCUAGCUAUGUGUCUGGAUACAUUUUUCCAAAUGAGUUUAUUGCAACACAGGGACCUUUGGCUGGCACCAUGGGAGAUUUCUGGAGAAUGGUUUGGGAGACUAGAGCAAAAACCAUUGUUAUGCUUACUCAGUGUUAUGAGAAGGGAAAGAUUAGAUCUCACCAGUACUGGCCGGAAGAUAACAAACCAGUUACUGUUUUUGGUGACAUUGUUAUCACAAAAAUAACUGAAGAUGUUCAGAUUGACUGGACCACUCGUGAUUUGAAAGUUGAAAGGCAUGGAGACUAUAUGAUGGUGCGGCAGUGUAACUAUACUUCUUGGCCAGAGCAUGGUGUGCCAGAAUCCACUGCUUCAUUACUGCAUUUUAUUAAGAUGAUUCGAGCCAAGAGGCCGCAUGAAAAUACACCAACAAUUGUACAUUGCAGUGCUGGAGUUGGAAGAACUGGUGUUUUUGUUGCACUGGAUCAUUUAAUUCAACACCUCAACCAUCAUGAUUUUGUUGAUAUUUAUGGCCUUGUAGCAGAAUUAAGAAGUGAAAGAAUGUGUAUGGUACAAAACCUGGCACAGUACAUAUUUUUGCACCAGUGCGUUGUGGAUUUAUUAGCAAGCAAAGGUAGCAGCCAGCCUAUCUCUUUUCUUAACUAUUCUGCACUUCAGAAAAUGGACUCUUUGGAUGCCAUGGAAGGUGAUGUUGAGCUUGAAUGGGAAGAAACAACUAUGUAAUGUUUAAAUAAGAAUGGCAAGUUUUUUUGGCACAAGGGCCAACAAACAUCUCUUCCACGGACCAGAGCUGAAAUAUCGGAUAAGGACGACACAUUUUUAACUUAUGCCUGUGCCUUAAACAAUGGAUGGCAGUAAUUUCAUGCGUGCUCGGAAAAACCAAGUACAUUAAGGUCAUUUUGCACUGCUAUUAUAUAAGAAGGGUGAAGUGUUAUUAAUGAAAUUUUAAAAAAUUUUUUUAUCUUUCAAAAGAUAAACACAAAGCCAAAUUUGAUGGGAAAACAUUACUGUCCUCUGUGUGGAUGCUUCCUUUUUGUUUGCAU
Xenopus laevis (African clawed frog) is the source of this 10160-nucleotide messenger RNA. It is a transcript of the gene ptprq.S, whose product is annotated as phosphatidylinositol phosphatase PTPRQ-like. The record is from RefSeq and is a predicted model, not a curated record. The coding region runs from base 1 to 9840 and encodes 3279 amino acids. NCBI's taxonomy places the organism in Eukaryota, Metazoa, Chordata, Amphibia, Anura, Pipidae. The transcript has 68 exons.